This is a messenger RNA of Trichomycterus rosablanca, 288 nucleotides long. RefSeq names its product neuropeptide Y (gene npy). NCBI's taxonomy places the organism in Eukaryota, Metazoa, Chordata, Actinopteri, Siluriformes, Trichomycteridae. The transcript has 4 exons. Bases 1 to 288 code for a protein of 95 amino acids. The record is from RefSeq and is a predicted model, not a curated record. Gene Ontology annotation, biological process: neuropeptide signaling pathway; feeding behavior. Gene Ontology annotation, cellular component: extracellular region. Gene Ontology annotation, molecular function: neuropeptide hormone activity; neuropeptide Y receptor binding.
AUGGCGCUCCUUAUGCGUCCCUGUGCUAGUUUGUUUGUGAGCUGGGUAGUGUGUGUGCUGGCUGUGGUUUGUUUGGCUGCACUGGCUGAGGGAUAUCCAACAAAGCCAGAAAACCCAGGUGAAGAUGCACCUGCUGAGGAACUGGCCAAAUAUUACUCUGCAUUGAGGCACUACAUAAAUCUGAUCACAAGACAGAGGUAUGGCAAAAGGUCAUUACCCUUAAACCUGCUCUUUGGAGAAACAGAGAUACGACCACAGUCCAGAUAUGAUAAUCCUUUGAUGUGGUGA